GUGGGCAUUCCGCGAACCCACUCGCUUCCGGGUUGCGCUGCGUAGGCCUGCCCGGGAGAUGAUGCUUCGAUGACGCCGGUAUUAUACGCUUUGCCACGUUGUAGAGAGGGUUACGAGAGCUGAGCCGGCGGAUUUCUUACCAAAUCACGCACUCGAUAGGAAGACGUGAUCUUGACUGCACCACAGCCAGAUGUUGUGUCAGAUGUCAGAAUAAGUCUAGCUGAGUACAACAAAGAACAAUCUUGCCAGUCAGAAGCCAUGCAUCCAGACACACCCAGAAUGGACCACAGUUCAUCACUUCCCCUGACCAAUGGGAGCAUGGGACUCUCCCUUCUCAACAGUUAUCAUCCUCAGCUACAUCUUAGGGAGGAAGCACCUUUCUCAUUGGACCAUUCAAACCCAACAGUCAACUAUGAUGGCAACGCAGAAGACAUGAUAGAGACUAUUGUUAUUGAAGUCUUCAAGUGUAAGGAGUGCAGAUUUUACACUUCUGAGAAAAUAACGGUGCUGGAACAUGUCAGACAGGUGCAUUGUGGGAGGAGCAUGCCACAGGUUGGUUUACCCGCAGGGUCAGAGGUCAACUCAGAAAUAGACUGUAACCCCAUGGACUUGUCAGCCAAAACACACAGGUUGAGCGAUAAGGAUGCAUCAACACACCCUGCGCCCUUGCAGAAUAACCCCAGUAUCACAACUCAGGUGUCCACAACACCUCAGGAACCAAAAGUCUCCCUACCAGGAUUUUCUGAGGUCAAAGUGAAGAAGGAGAAGGAAGACUGCUCUUCUCCCUGUGGAUGUAUGCAACCCUCCCAGGAUGGGUGCCCAAGAGGGUGCCUACAGCCUCCUCAGAACACCUCAAUCCCAGCUGUGAACAGACUGACUAGUUUGAGUGACGGUCUCCGCAGCAUCAAGACUGAGCCCCAGGAUGACAUGGAGCUGUGUCGGAUAGACAAGUGGCCGUUUGUCUCGUACGAGCCUGUUCGGAAGGACGUGGCCAUGUCCCCCACCCAGCCACCCUCAGGGAAGCAGAGCCCAGCGGGUAGUGAACCACAGAUGAGCCCAGACUCCUCCCAGGACCAGCCGGGGAGAGUUCACCUGUCCUCCCCGGGGAGGGACUCCCCACCCCAGGGGAAAUACUCUCCUCACUACAACAGCAGCGAACACUCAGGGAAUGACUCGGAAGUGGACGUCCCCUCGUCCGAGGAAGACAUGGACGUUUUCUGUCUCGCUGGGAACAGCGCGGUCGUGCCGGGUCUCCCCGCGCGUCUGGACACCAUGUCGGAGGGCGGCCUGCCGCAGUUCCACCCGGUUCUGCAGAAGGAGCUGGAGAAGCACCCCGGCAUGGCCGCCCUGCGCACCAGGGAGGGCUUCGUCAAGAAGAUCCACCUCAUGCACAUGGUGCAGAAGGACGCCAGCAAGGGCGGCGGCUCCGAUGACGUCGUGCCCAGGAUCGCCAGGACCGUCUCCAUGGCAACAGAUGCGGCUAUGGAGGAGAGCCAAUCAGAGACACAGCAGGCUGACAGCGGGGAGUGGCUGACCAAGGAGACGUCCUGGAUUGAGUACAAGUGCCCCAAGUGUGAUCGGAGAUCCUUCAAGACUGCUGAGGAUCUAGACUUCCACCUGAAGUGUCACUCUGAUCAAGGAGGGUACAAGUGUAUCUAUUGUGGCCAUGCCACCAACAUCUGGAGCACCCUGAAGCAGCAUGUGUACAGCAAACACUGCCUGGACAAACCCUUCAAGUGCCAGCACUGUAGCUAUCAGGCUGCCAGCAAGCAGCUGCUGAAGGCACACAGACUGCGCCACUUGUCAGUAGGGGGUGACAGGGUGUCCAAGGACUACACCUGCUCCAUCUGUAACUUCACCUGCAGCUGGGGACCAGGCUUCCUACAACACAUGAAGGUACAUGGUGGGUUGAAGAGUUGUUUCCACUGCGGGUUUGUGACGUCCAACUCAGCAGUGCUGUACCGACACAUCGUCAAGAACCACAACUCCAGCAAACCCAACAAGUGUCCCGAAUCUCCCUUCACCUCCAACAACGCAAAUCUACUCGCCCUACACGCCAACAAGCACGCCAGUCCUGGCAAGGAGUCAGCCUCGGAGACGGCGAAGGUCACGCCCGGGUGUAAGAACGUCAUCAGGUACAGCAAGUACAUCUGUCAGAUCUGCGGGGAUUCCUACGAGGGACAGCAGGAGCUGAUCCAGCACGUGGUGACCAGCCACCCGGGGAAACAGCUGCUGUUCUGCGAGCAGUGUAAGUACACCACGCGGCGCAGGGACCACAUGGAGAAGCACCUGCAGUCCGGCGUCACCGCGGACGUCGCCGACGUGGGCUGCGCCAUGAAGUGUAAACUGUGCGGGCGGAUUGACCAGGACCGGGACGCGAUGGAGGCACACAUCCGCACCGCGCACCUGUCCGAGCUGCAGAGCGUGGAGGCGCUCAUUCAGGGCGCAAACUCUACCGCUAACAACCCAGCAGUAACCACACAGGAGGACAUUAAAAGUGACGCAGUACCGGCAACAAGUUCUGCCACCUCCUCUACAAGUGGAAAUAUAACAUCAACAUCUCCAAGUCCCAUGACAGGGUCUGCCGAGGACGCCUACCAGUCCCUGCAGGUGACGGCAUCACGAGAGACGGGAAACGGAGGGACGCUCAUGACCUUCCGCUCUGCCAAGCCCACGCCGCCCGCCCUGACCCCCGUCAUCGGCGGCAUGCCGUACUACAGCGUACAGCUACGCGACAGGGCCAACUCUGAACCGGGCAACGACUUUCACGGGUUUCUCAAGUUCAAGGUCAACAAGGAGACCAAGCAGAGGCUGAAGCAGGCAGCCAAGACCCGGCAGAAGGAACAGCCGGAAGACUUUGCAAAUAUGCAAAUGAAGUUCAAACUGCAAGGGGCAGGUCAUAGGAGGAGAGGUCGGAAGCCAGGUCAGGGUUUCCAAAAGCUUGUCCAAGAAGACCUAUUUUGAGUUGUAUGUUUUUCUUUAUAUGUAUUAUAGAGAUAUCACGGGUUCCUUUCAUAGAUGGUCAGGAAAAUAAAUAUAUUACAUGGCAAUAUUUAUUUCAAGCCUAAGAAUACAUGCAUGUUAAGUAUUAUGAUGAGAUUAUCAGACUUGGUGCUAUUGUGAACUGUCCAGUAUAUGUACAUGCAUGUGUAUGUCAGAUCAGCAAUGUUGCAAUCUAUGCAUGGAACAAUGCAGAUUCAAAUGUGGGAAAAGUAAGACGAUAUUUUGUUGCAUUCAGUAAUACCUCAGCUAGCUUUGUUUUGUUUUGUUUUGUGCCAGAAAAUGACAGAUGUCAGAAAAUCUCUGACAGACUGUGGAAAUAUUGUUGCAGAGUCAGCACAGUGUACUAUCUUGUCAAGGGCAGCUGAAGACAACUAUGUGUUCAUUUAAUCUUUACCAGAGUUGAUUGGCAUCAACCACUCA
This is a messenger RNA of Branchiostoma belcheri (Belcher's lancelet), 3423 nucleotides long. RefSeq lists its product as uncharacterized. Gene Ontology annotation, biological process: regulation of transcription by RNA polymerase II. Gene Ontology annotation, molecular function: RNA polymerase II transcription regulatory region sequence-specific DNA binding; DNA-binding transcription factor activity, RNA polymerase II-specific. The transcript has 5 exons. The coding region runs from base 259 to 2964 and encodes 901 amino acids. The record is from RefSeq and is a predicted model, not a curated record. NCBI's taxonomy places the organism in Eukaryota, Metazoa, Chordata, Leptocardii, Amphioxiformes, Branchiostomatidae.